AUGCACGAGAGCUCCGCCCUGUUGCAAUUCAAACAAAGCUUUUCAAUUGACAAAUCCACUUCUAGUGAUCCUUCUGCUUAUCCGAAGGUUGCAUCAUGGAAGCUCGAAGGAGAUAGUGGCAACUGCUGCUCAUGGGAUGGUGUCAAAUGCGAUGAGGAUACGGGUCAUGUGAUUGGCCUUGACCUCAGCAGCAGUUUCCUCCACGGUUCUAUCAAUUCAAGCAGCAGCCUCUUCAGCCUAGUUCACCUUCAGCGACUUAACCUUGCUUAUAAUGACUUCGAUUACUCUUGCAUUCCAUCAGAAAUUGGCCAUCUCUCAGGGCUAACAAGUCUCAACUUUUCCUCCUCUGCAUUUUCCGGUCAAAUCCCUUCGGAAAUCUCAAAAUUGUCCAAAUUGGUUUCCAUUGAUCUUUCUUUCAAUGUUGACUCAUCAUUUUCAGGACUACUAAAACUUGAAAAGCUUGGGUCCCUUGCAGCUUCACUCGGUAAUUUGACCCAACUCAAUUACGUGUCGCUUUCAUCCAACAAAUUUAAUGUAGGGACCCUACAAUUGCCUGGGAAGCUAACUGAACUCACUGACUUGGACCUUAGUGACCUCAAUCUAUGCGGUUCAAUCCCAUCAGUUCUUUCAAACCUAACUCAACUUACUCAUUUAAACCUGAACUCCAAUCACUUAAGUGGUGAAAUAACAUCCCAUAUAACGAACCUAACCCAUCUAAUUUCGCUAGAUCUUUCAAUUAAUCAAUUGCAAAGCCCAACCCCAAGGUCAUUCUCUGAGGUAAAGAAUCUUGAAUUUCUAUAUCUUUCCUUCAAUAACCUUGGCGUCUUGGAACUUGAAAUUUUUCUGAUGCUCAAAAAUCUUGCUUAUCUCGAUUUGUCUGGUAACAAAUUAAUAGUUCUAACCAAAAAAACCUUAAAUAACACUCUUAACAAAUUAAAAUUGUUGGAGUUGAAUUCGUGCAGCUUAAGGGAAUUCCCAAAUUUCUUGCGCUUCCAAGACAAACUUUGUGUUCUAUCCCUUGCUGAAAACAAAAUUCAUGGCGAAAUUAUGGCAUGGAUGUGGAACACAAGUGUAGAAACUCUAGCGUGGUUAAGUCUUCGGAAUAACUUUCUAACAGGCUUUGAGCAACAACCAGAUAUCCUUCCAUGGGAUAAUUUAGGCGAAUUAGACCUUUCUUAUAACAGGCUACAAGGACCACUGCCAAUUCCACCAUUAUCCACCUGCUCUUGUAGUGUCUCUUACAAUGGAUUGACAGGAGAACUUCCACCAUUGAUCUGUCGAUUGAGUUCUCUUUAUGUUCUUGAUUUGUCUAAUAACAACUUGACUGGAGCUAUUCUUCCAUAUUUGAGUAACUUCAGUGAUUCUUUGAAAGUUCCAAAUCUCGAAGGCAACAACUUUCAGGGUCCCAUUCCUCACUCAUACAAUAGAGGAAACAAAUUGAAGAUGAUUGACUUCAGCGGUAAUAAAUUACAGGGGAAGGUGCCAAGAUCAUUGGCACAUUGUACCGAGCUUGAGAUUCUUGAUCUCUUAAAUAAUCUGAUUGACGAUACAUUCCCCUUAUGGUUAGGAGAUCUUACAAAGUUACAGAUUCUCAUCUUGCGAUCCAACAAAUUCUAUGGUGCAAUAGGGAAUCCCAAAAAUUAA
Molecule: messenger RNA, 1644 nt
Organism: Camellia sinensis
Lineage: Eukaryota; Viridiplantae; Streptophyta; Magnoliopsida; Ericales; Theaceae
Source: RefSeq, a predicted model, not a curated record